Molecule: messenger RNA, 2997 nt
Organism: Quercus robur (English oak)
Lineage: Eukaryota; Viridiplantae; Streptophyta; Magnoliopsida; Fagales; Fagaceae
Product: putative FBD-associated F-box protein At5g38570
Exons: 6
Coding region: 1445-2776 (443 amino acids)
Molecular function (GO): protein binding
Source: RefSeq, a predicted model, not a curated record
UUAAUUGGAUAAAUGAAUAAAAAAAUUAAGGAAUAAAAGAUUAGAGAAGAACAUCAUGGCUGCUUUCAAAGCUUUGAAGAAGGAGAGGAAGCUUUCAAAGCUUCCAUGACUGAUUCUUUCACAGCUUUCAAAGCAUAUUCAGAAGUCCCAUGCCAAACCCACAACCCAUCGGAACUCCCACGGCCAGAAAUCCAUAUCAAACCCGAUGUCUCACCUCCCCAAGCUCGCCGGAGGACCUCAAUUUCACACGCCUCCACCAGAACGAGCCCCGAUGCUCAUAGCGGCAUAGCCAUGAAAGCCACCCUGUCAAUCCAAACAGCCAUGGUUUCUUGUUUUGCUAUGCCAAUCUUAGCUGUGAAACCCACAGUUUUAGUCCAAACCCAUUGCCAUCAAGUUCCGAUCUGCCAAUCUGGACGCAUCUGAUGCUCAGGUAGGUGAGGUCCGUUUAGGGUGGGGAUGUUGGGGAAAGAUGCGAGGAAGAAGGAAAGACAAAAAAUUGAGAGAAAAAAAUGGUAUUUGACGUGUGAUUUUUCUAACCUUAGGAUUGUUACUUGCCACGUGUCUUUCAUCGGUGUAAAAACAUGAGAGAACUGGAGACGUAUAACGGGAGGGGAGCCGCCCCCUUUUUUUUUUUUUCCUCCUCUUCCUUCCUUCUCCUUUCUCACUUUCACGCCUAUGGGUCUCACGUUCGAGCCUCUUUCUCUGCUGCACUGCUGAUAUACAUACAUGGCGGUCGGUUCGGUUACACAUCGGAAUGCAAAACCCACAAUCGCUUGCCGCACCGGCCGUCAUCGGUACUCGCAGAUCGUCUCCGACCACCGCGCCAUACACCUGCGGUGAAGCUCAAAUGGGUGCGGUUCGGAUCAGUGCAGACCGGUUUUGUCAGCUGCGGGCAGAAUCUGAACAGGCCUAACAACAACUAAGUCACCACCACAAUUAAUUAAGGAAAACGGAUCGUUUGUAUCCUUUUCCAGUACUAAGGUCAAACCCUUGUCGGUAUUGUUGUAUCAUAAUUGGUUUCUUCAAAAAAAAAUUUAAGUAGGUUAGAUCGGUUCUGCCGUUUAUCUUUAAAAAAAAAAAAAAAGGUUAGAUCGGUGUUGUUGUAUCAUAAUUGAAAGAGAUUUCUUUUACAGUCCUAUUCCUAGUCGUAAACCUAAUCCUGGCUUCACAAAGAAAAAACAGUCGGUGUUGGGUUACUAUUUAUACCCUUCGUUUCUCGAAUUACAGAGACAGUUCUUGGAACAAAUCGAUCUCUCUAAGUCCAUCAAGCUGCGAACUUUCUCACUUGGGCUUUAAAGUCUGUCAAAUUUCUCAUCUGGGCGUGUCUUGGUUUUGAGAUCUGGUGGAGAUUUUUGUGUUUUGGGGCAAAGAAUUCAAUUGGGUUUUCUUGGAAAUUCAGUCUGAUCGCUUUGUUUGAGGAAACAGUAAAUUUUUUAUUUAGUAAAUGGAGAAGUCAGUGCUGCCUCUGCCUUCUGACAAGGACUUGAAGGACCUGAUAAGCCAGUUGCCAGAUGAUAUCCUUGUCCAUAUGUUGUCUUUCUUGACUUUGAAAGAAGCAGUCAGAACUUGUGUUCUUUCGCACAGAUGGAAAUAUCUGUGGCCAUUUUUCAGAGGUAGUUUAAACUUUGAUGAUCCAGAUACAAUGUGGGACAUUGCUGACGAAAAGAAAAAAAUGAAAUUUGAAAGGAAAAAGUUCAUAAAAAGGGUGAACCGUAUUCUAAAAUUACUCCGAGGCUCAAAUUUAGAUGAAUUCAGAGUUUGUUUUGAGUUUGAUAAUAAUUUUAAAGAUCUGAUUGAUGGAUGGGUUGACUUUGCAAUCUCAAAGGGAGUUAAGAGGCUUGAAUUGGACUUUUCACCAACAGAGGCAUGCGAAGGUGCAAAGAGUUAUACAUUUACACAUGAUCGUUUUACUAGCGUCGAAACUUCUGUUGGAGUAUCUUGCAUCAAGUACCUAACGUCCCUCACUCUUCUAUACGUAAAUGUAACUGGCAAGCUUCUUGAGCAUAUCCUCUCCAACUGUCCCCUGCUUGAAAGAUUAUAUGUCAGCCAGUCUACAGACCUAGUAAAUCUGAAGAUUUGGGGUUCAUCACUGCGGUUGAAGUACUUACACAUAACACAGUGUAUAUAUUUUAAAAGUAUUGAGAUCUAUGCUCCAAAUCUGGAGUCGUUUGGCCUCGUUGGUGGAAUAAAAGAAACGCAAGUUAAUUAUGCACCCCGUCUUCUAGACCUACACGUAGGAGGACCCAAACCUUUGCAGUAUGCAAUUUGCCCGCUGUCAAGCUACCUUUCUCAGCUACAGAGUUUGGUGCUGAACAUUUGGAUCUCUCGUAUGCAAAAAUUGGAACUCCCCACAAUUCAAACGUUAACCAAUCUUAGACACCUUACAUUGAGAGUUCUUGCAUCUGAUAGAGAAAGCCUCAUCGGUUUAAUACCACUGAUAGAAGCGGCACCUUUUUUACAGAAAUUUACGUUAGUGUUGUCAUGGGGUGAACCCAUGAUAGAUAGAGAAUUAAGGAAGGUGAUGAAACGUCCUAAUAAGCAUCUCAAGGAGGUGGAAAUAAUAGGAUUUGUGGGGCGUCCAAUAGACAUUGACCUGACUAUUUACUUGCUCGAAAGUGCCAUCAAGCUUGAGAAGAUUGUUAUUACUCCUCGUUGUCCGGCUCUUUUGGGAACCCCUUGGGAGUUUAAUCAGAUUGAGAAGAAUGAACAUGCAAUAAAAGCUGCCAAGCAGCUCAAGAAAUAUCUACCCCGUGGAGCUGAAUUACUUAUUCUGUAGGCAUCAUCAUCACUAAUAUAUAUGCAUACUACUAAUUUGUUGUUGCGAAGUGAUGAUUUUCUUUUAAUGUUUUUCAUUGUAUUAUUAGUUUUGUAACUUUCUGUUAUUUAAGUGAAUGAUGGGAAAAUAAGAACUUUAUUGUGUCUUAGUUUUGUAAAUUUCUGUAAAAAUUGAAUGAUGGGCAAAUAAGAAAUAGCUGGUGCUAACAAUCGCCAUAUCUA